This is a messenger RNA of Juglans microcarpa x Juglans regia, 3437 nucleotides long. Its product is annotated as probable LRR receptor-like serine/threonine-protein kinase At3g47570. Gene Ontology annotation, biological process: hormone-mediated signaling pathway; protein phosphorylation. Gene Ontology annotation, molecular function: ATP binding; protein kinase activity; protein binding. The record is from RefSeq and is a predicted model, not a curated record. Lineage: Eukaryota; Viridiplantae; Streptophyta; Magnoliopsida; Fagales; Juglandaceae. Gene Ontology annotation, cellular component: plasma membrane.
ACCCCGUACGCUAUUACUCAUGGCGAACCCAACUUCUUUCCUAUUCCUCCUUUCUCUGACGCUGCUUUUGCUACAAUCUUACCUAUUUAGCUUUGUUAAUGCAGAAAUUCUAAACGUUACCACCGAUAAAUCUGCUCUUCUUGCAUUGAAAGCUCACGUUUCUUCUAAUGACCCUCACCAUGUUUUGAUAAGCAACUGGUCCUCCAACACUCCUAUUUGCGCUUGGGUCGGUGUUACCUGUGGUUCUAAACAUCUCCGAGUCAGAGCUUUAAACCUUUCCUACAUGGACCUUGUAGGUACCAUUCCUCCGCACAUUGGAAAUCUUUCGUUCCUGGUCAGUCUAAGCAUAGGCAACAACAGUUUUCAUGGUUCAUUGCCAAAUGAGUUGUCUCGUCUUUAUCGGUUGCAAUUCCUAGACUUGAGUUAUAAUGAAUUCAGCGGAGAAAUCCCACAGUCUCUAUCUAACAUAUCAUCAUUGCAGCGGAUUAUUCUUCCAUAUAACCAGCUUUCAGGCUCCAUACCUUCCUCUUUAUUCAAGAUGCCUAACUUGCAACAAAUUGUCCUCCUCUCAAAUAAGCUUUCAGGUCCAAUAACCUCCCUUGACUUCAAUGCGUCUUCACUACAAUACAUUAACCUCGGUCAUAACGAGUUAUCUGGUGGACUACCAAUGUUUGAUCAUCUUCCCAACUUAAAAUAUCUUUCUGUCUCCCAGAACCAUUUCUCUGGCGUACUCCCAGAAAUAGGGAACUUAACAAUGCUUACAUCGUUACGCCUUUAUGAUAACAACUUUGAAGGUACAAUUCCAUCCUCGUUGCUGAAGUGUACACAGCUGCAACUUUUAGAUAUGUGGAAUAAUAACUUCACAGGAAGAAUUCCCCCAGAAAUAGGGAAUUUAACUAUGCUUAAGACCUUAUAUUUUUCCCGGAACAAGUUUGAAGGUGCAAUACCGAGUCAAAUUGGAAAUUUGCAAAAACUAGAGCUAUUCAUUAUUGAAAUAAACUAUUUUUCUGGACCGAUUCCGUAUGAGAUCUUCAAUAUCUCAACUUUACGAAAUAUCUCGUUGGCAUCAAAUAAUCUCUCAGGUGACCUUCCAUCAAAUAUGGGCCGUUUUAUUCCUAAUUUUCAGUUCCUUGCUCUUGAUGAUAAUGAACUGAGCGGAACGAUUCCCAACUCUAUUGUUAAUGCUUCACAACUCAUCAUCUUAGAUUUGACUUUGAACUCAUUCUCUGGCUCAAUUCCAAAAGCAAUUGGUAAUUUAAGGCUCAUCCAGAAGCUGUUCCUCGCAUCCAAUAAGUUCACAAUUUCGUCUUCAGAACUUAGGAGCAUUUUCUCUUCUUUGUCGAGCUGCAAAUAUCUCACAUUUUUAACUUUGUCCGAAAAUCACUUGAAUGGCAUCCUUCCCAAUUCCGUUGGGAACCUCUCAACCUCUCUUCAAAAUCUUCAAUUAUAUGACUUCAACAUUCAGGGCAACAUUCCAGAAGAGAUCGGAAAUUUAAGUAGCUUGAUUGAAUUGAUCCUAUCCGACAAUGAACUGGGAGGACCUGUUCCAAGUACAAUUGGAAGAUUGCACAUGCUCCAAGGUUUGGCUCUUGAUGGUAAUAGACUAAAAGGUUCAAUCCCAAAUAUGCUCUGCCAUUUAGGAAGCUUAGAUACACUAAGUUUAUGUGGUAAUGAGCUUCAUGGACAUGUUCCUGCAUGCAUAGAUAACAUGACUUCACUAAGAAAUCUUGACUUGGCUUUCAACCAAUUAACUUCUUCAAUUCCUUUGAGCUUGUGGAGGCUUACAGAUCUCUUGUUGGUUGAUUUAUCAUCAAAUUCUCUUAAUGGCCCUCUAUCUGUAGAUAUUGGGAAUAUGAAUGUCUUGAUAGCAUUAAAUUUGUCAAAAAACCAAAUAACAGGUCGUAUCCCAGUUACGAUUGGUAGGCUAAAAAAUAUUGUCAAUCUAUCUUUGGCAGUCAAUCGACUAGAUGGCUCAAUUCCUACAUCUGUUGGUGAAUUGGUAAGCUUAGAGGUUUUAGAUCUUUCCUACAAUAACUUAUAUGGAGAGAUUCCCAAGUCCUUAGAAGAACUCUCAUACUUGAAACAUCUAAAUUUGUCAUUCAAUAAACUAAAAGGAGAAAUUCCUUCCAGAGGACAGUUUGUACACUUCCCAGCUACAUCAUUCAUCUCAAACAAUGGACUUUGUGGUGAGGCUCGAAUGCAAGUCCCUCCAUGCAAAGGAAAAAAGGCCAUAGGAAAGCGAAUACUGAAAUAUGUGUCAAUUGCAGUGGGGUUAAUGGUACUUGGAGUGUGUCUUGUAUUUUUCUCAAUAAAAUGUCAUAAGAGGAACACUAAAUUGUCACAUGACACGAAUUCAAUGCCUUUAGCAACAUGGAGGAGAAUUUCACAUCAAGAACUUAUUCGAGCAACAGAAGGGUUCAGUACAAACAACUUACUUGGAGAAGGGAGUUUUGGGUUUGUUUACAAAGGAACACUCUUAGAAGGUACAACUGUUGCUAUAAAAGUUUUCAAUUUGCAAGUGGAGGCAUUCAAAAGCUUUCACAUAGAAUGUGAGGUAUUAUGCAAUAUUCGUCACCGAAAUCUUGUCAAAAUCAUUACCGCUUGUUGUAACAUGGACUUCAAAGCCUUGGUAUUAGAAUACAUGCCUAAUGGGAACCUAGAUAUGUGGUUGUACUCCGAAAACCGUUGCUUGAAUAUGUUACAAAGGCUAAAUAUAAUGAUUGAUGUGGCAACAGCAGUAGAAUACCUUCAUCUUGGUUACACAACACCUAUUGUUCAUUGUGAUCUGAAGCCUACCAAUGUCUUAUUAGAUGAAGAUAUGGUUGGACAUGUCGCUGAUUUUGGCAUCUCCAAACUCCUUGGUGAUGGAGUUUCUCUAACACAAACAAUGACUCUCGCUACAAUUGGAUAUAUGGCACCAGAGUAUGGAUCUGAAGGACUUGUUUCUACAAGGGGAGAUGUGUAUAGUUAUGGCAUUUUAUUGAUGGAAACUUUCACAAAAAAGAAGCCCAUAGAUGAUAUGUUUACCGGAGAAAUGAGCUUGAAGUGUUUGGUACAAGAAUCAUUAGCCCCUUUUGUACUUGAAGUUGUUGACGCCAAUUUGUUAAGUAGCGACAAUGAUUAUGCUGCAAUGGAGGAGUGUUUGCUAUCCAUCAUGGGAUUGGCUUUGCGUUGUUGUGCCGACUCGCCUGAACAGAGGAUUGGUAUAGAAAAUGUUUUAGCUACACUCAACAAGAUCAAAUUGAAGUUUCUCAAAGAUAUUAGUGGAUGCUAAUCAUGUGAGAGAAUAAGGUUAGUUUAUAGCUAUUGAUUUCAUGUUUAUGGCUUUCCAUAUGGUAAUAUUUAUAGUAAAUUGGGACUGUCCUAAAAUGAGACUUUUUUAUGGUAAUUAGUUUGCCAUGGGACUUACUAGCUAAUAGAAGUUAGGAGUUUACAUA